AUGUCUGUUCAACAGGAUCAUUUGGCCAGAUUGGUUUACGAAGAGAAGCCAAGCAAGAAACACGCCAACAAAGUGCGUCUGUUCUACAUGCUCCACCCAGAAGAUGGAGGUCCACCAUCCAAAAGACUGAGACCAGACAAUCCGGACAGUGCAGAGAAUGAGGUGGACAGAAAUAAAUGCUGUACGCUCUGCAACAUGUUCUUCACAUCUGCCAUUGUGGCUCAGUCACACUACCAGGGCAAAACACACGCUAAGAGAGUUCGCUUGGUACUGGGGGAGACGCCAAGUCUGCCUACACCCACAGAGUCAGCCCCGCCCACCCCUCAGACCACAGACCCGCCCCCUCCUUCGUGGCAGCCGCUGGCCAAUCACAGCGAGGCAGGCAAGUACUGCUGCUUGUGUGGCGCCUGGUUUAACAACCCACUGAUGGCACAGCAACAUUACGAAGGCAAGAAACACAAGAGAAAUGCAGCGCGGGGCGCGACUUCUGGAGCAGCUGGCUGGCAGUCUGGAUGCCAAUGA
Carassius auratus (goldfish) is the source of this 522-nucleotide messenger RNA. RefSeq names its product zinc finger matrin-type protein 4-like. The transcript has 4 exons. Gene Ontology annotation, molecular function: zinc ion binding; nucleic acid binding. The coding region runs from base 1 to 522 and encodes 173 amino acids. The record is from RefSeq and is a predicted model, not a curated record. Lineage: Eukaryota; Metazoa; Chordata; Actinopteri; Cypriniformes; Cyprinidae.